AUGAGUACCUUAGUAUGGAACUGUCUAGGGCUUGGGAACCCUCAGACAGUUAAGAUCCUUAGGCUUUUAACUAAGGAAAAGUGGCCCAACCUAGUCUUUCUUGUGGAGACUAAGAGUAGGAAGAAGAGAAUGGAGGAGGUGAUGAGGAUUUUGAAGAUGGAUGGGUGUUUUGCAGUGGAUUGUGUGGGUUUGAGUGGGCGUAUCGCCCUACUAUGGAAGGAGGCGUGGCAAGUCAACAUAAUAAACUACACGAGAUGGCAUAUCAGUGCUCUGAUUAAGGAAAGGAACAAUGGACCUACAUGGCAAUUUAUAGGGUUUUAUGGCCACCCUGACACGGCUAAAAGAAGCAGCAGCUGGCAAUUAUUGAAGAUGCUGAAACCACCUAGUCCUAUGGCCUGGAUGUGUGCAGGUGAUUUCAACGAGAUCCUUCAUCAAAAUGAAAAAGUGGGUGGAGCAAGUAGACCAUAUAAGCAAAUAGAGGUAUUUAGGUUGGCAGUUGAAGCUUGUGGUCUCAAUGAUAUCCAUUCUCAGCGGCUAUGGUUCACAUGGUCUAAUAACAGGAGUGGAAUGGUGUUCACAAAAGAAAGGAUAGAUAGAGCUUUGGCAAACAAGGAAUGGAAUGAGGAAUUUAAGAAGGGUUCGUGCACUGCCCUUGCCACAAUAAGAUCUGAUCAUUCUCCCCUUAUCAUUGAAAACUAUAAGGGAGGUAAUAGGGGGAAAAAAGGAGGGAGGUGCUUUAGGUGCGAGGUGGCCUGGGAAAUGAGAGGUGGUUGCAUGGAGACAAUAACAAAGGCAUGGAAGACAGAAUAUGGGAGAGGCUGUGAUGCUAGAGUACUAAGACAGAAACUUGAUGCUUGCCAAAAGGAUCUGAUUAUUUGGAAACAGAAAAGCCAAAAGGAAAGUCAACUGUCAACCUUAAAAGGGAUGGCAAAGAUUGGCCACCUUCAAAGCACUGGUAUAGGUGAUCAUCUCAUACAAAUGAAGCGUGUUCAGAAGGAAGUGGAGGUAUCUUUGGCAGUAAAGGAUUUAAAGUGGCGACAAAGGGCAAAGCAACAUUGGCUCAAACAUGGUGACAAGAACACUCAAUAUUUCCACAUGCAGGCCAGUCAAAGAAGGAAAACCAAUGCAAUCCAAUCUGUUGAAGAUACAUGGGGGAGAGUUGUCACUGAGCAGACAGAUAUCGGGGACGUGUUCACAAGGUACUUCUCAUCUCUUUUCACUACUUCUCACCCAUCUAAGUUUGAGGAGUGUCUAGUGGCUAUGGACACCAAGCUGACCGUGGAGAUGAAAGGCUGGCUAAUGACCCCUUUCACCGAGAGGACAUUAGAGCUGCAGUUUUUCAAAUGA
Molecule: messenger RNA, 1347 nt
Organism: Juglans microcarpa x Juglans regia
Lineage: Eukaryota; Viridiplantae; Streptophyta; Magnoliopsida; Fagales; Juglandaceae
Exons: 1
Coding region: 1-1347 (448 amino acids)
Molecular function (GO): catalytic activity
Source: RefSeq, a predicted model, not a curated record